Hypoxylon trugodes is the source of this 1627-nucleotide messenger RNA. RefSeq lists its product as uncharacterized. The coding region runs from base 274 to 1014 and encodes 246 amino acids. The record is from RefSeq and is a predicted model, not a curated record. NCBI's taxonomy places the organism in Eukaryota, Fungi, Ascomycota, Sordariomycetes, Xylariales, Hypoxylaceae. Gene Ontology annotation, molecular function: transmembrane monodehydroascorbate reductase activity. The transcript has 2 exons.
CUUGGGUGGGCGAGCUUCGUAAUGUUUAAAAAGAUGAAGUGAAACAACUCCUUUUUUAAAAAAUUCUUCAUCUUCGGAAGUUUCUUAUUAACGACCCAAAUUCUGCAUUUUUUGGUCAAUAUUUCUCUCCAAGUGCUUCCCGAAUACACCCCUAAAUUACAUCAACGUCAUUAAUAAUACAUACCCCUAGCACAGCCUGCCUUACUGUCAGACCCGUGCGGUAGAUCCGCCCAAGAAAAAAAAAGGACGUUACGUUAAUUAAAAAUUGGCAAAAUGGCAUCAGCUACUGGAAUACCCCAACAUCCCCCGGUCAGCUCGGACAACGACGGACAGGGUGAUCUAGAACCUCUUUUGGGCCGGCCGGGAGAUGCUUCUCAAAGGGACAACGCUCCCAUAAUCAAAAACCUCUUCAUUGGCACGGGCGUCCUCGCUGAAACCGCCGGCAUCCUCCUUGUAGCCUCGGUCUGGGCCGCCGUCUUCCUCAACGGUCCUCUGAUCCUCUUCUCGGUGCACCCCCUCGCGCAAUCACUAGGCAUUCUUGUUCUCAUCCAAUCGAUCCUCGUCCUCCAACCGACACAUACCGGCACACAGAAACAAGUAGGCCAAAAGGUCCACGCCGGCCUCAAUUUCUUAGCGUUCGCCAUCUUCGCCGUCGGCGUUAUCAGUAUCGAGGUUAACAAGGAGAUUAAUCAUGGCGCGCACUUCCACUCUGUACACGGGUACCUCGGUGUCAUCGCCUCGUUUUGGCUCUUGGCGCAGUACUUGAUUGGGUUUACUAUGUUCGCUGUCCCCGUGCUGUAUGGCGGCGAGGCGAAUGCGAAGAAGAUCUGGAAGUACCACCGCGCCAGUGGUUACGCUCUAUUGCCCUUCCUAGGCGCUACCAUUAUUAGCGCUGCUGAGACCGACUAUAACAUCAACGUUCUGGGGUUAAAGCUAUGGGCUCUGAUCGUCAUCGUUGUGUUGUUACUUGUCGGCGUCUUCCCACGUAUCAAGAAGCAUAAGCUUGGCUUGUGAGCGAAUUGGGGCGGAGUGGAUGUUAGUAUAGGGUAAAGGGAACAUUCCUUUUGGUCUGCUUCAAACAGAGUGCAUAGCAAAAUGGGGAUCUCAAUUGUCUAUCUUUUAUCAUGUCAAAAGUCCCCAGUAGACAAAAUUGGGCAAAAUUGCUUUCUUUCGGGCGCUUUUCUGGACGGUAUUUUAGCCACGGCGUCAGAUCGUCAGUUUGGAUGGUUCGGUAUUCAUUGGUAUUAGCAUUCGUUUUGACGGAGUUAUAUGCCACUCUUAGAGAGUAUACUCUAAUUUUGGGAUCAAAAAGAAUCCACGGCUUUGGUUCGACGAGUGCGUUUUAUAUAGAGCAAAGAGUUACAUAGAAGGAUGAGGUAGCAAUAACGAAAGAACGGAUUGGCGAUACAUUAUUGAAACGACUUCUCGUCGCCUAGCGACACUAUAUGACUGGCUGGAGGGUCGCUAAACACAACUCUAAGUCAUUUCAUACGAAUUACAAGUAAAACAAAUGAAAUGAUGAAACCGUACACCUACUCAAGUAGGUAGGUAGCAAUUGCUGAAAGAAAAUACUUUACCGUGAACUUCAUGCCUACAUAGGUGCUGCAUAUGACCCCACCCCCGGAGU